Messenger RNA from Morone saxatilis (striped sea-bass), 3200 nucleotides. RefSeq names its product sine oculis-binding protein homolog. Lineage: Eukaryota; Metazoa; Chordata; Actinopteri; Moronidae. Gene Ontology annotation, cellular component: nucleus. Gene Ontology annotation, biological process: animal organ development. The transcript is spliced from 7 exons. The coding region runs from base 251 to 2851 and encodes 866 amino acids. The record is from RefSeq and is a predicted model, not a curated record.
CGGCAGACACUUGACGGUGGUGGAGAAGAGAGAGUGGUGAUUGUUCGGAGCGGCGGAGCCUCUAGCCCGGAGCGCACGCAUGUUCAGUGGACUCGAAUGGUGUGAAGCCCCAGAUGAGGGUCUCAGACGUCCGGGAAUGACAGCCGCUGUCAACGGGAGUGACAGCUUUCACUCUAAGCUACUCCACUAAAAAAAACCUCCAGCUGACACUCAACACUGAUCCGGAUCGGAUCCAGCCCGAACCAGGACUAUGCCAGAGAUGGAGAAAGGGAGACCACCGGAAAAUAAACGCAGCAGGAAACCUGCGCACCCCGUAAAGAGGGAGAUCAACCAGGAGAUGAAGACGUUUGCAGAAAGCACUAUGAACGAGCUGCUGGGAUGGUACGGCUACGACAAGGUAGAUCUCAGAGACUCGGAGGCCAACGAGAUCAGAAACUACAGAGAAAGGCGUCAGCAUGUGUCUGUGCUAAAAGAAAACUCGUUGCCAAAACCCAAGAGUCUGGACACCAAAGUUGGUCAUUCAGUCCUCACCAUGAAGAGUGGAGAGAGAGAGUCCUCCAGUGUCCCCUCCUCUUCACCCUCCUCUUCCUCAACAAGUUCAUCCCUGACCACACCCAAAGAGCACAAGAGUGCCCCUGUCAUUGUCCCCCUUAUAAAGCCAUCAGCAGUGGAAGAUGUACAGAACGUGCAGAUAGUGUGUGUUUGGUGUCAGAAGGAAGGGGUAAAACGCUACUCUCUGUGUAUGGGUUCAGAGCUCAAGAGCUUCUGCAGUGAAAAGUGUUUUGCAGCCUGCAGACGGGCCUACUUCAAACGCAAUAAGGCCAGAGAUGAAGACGGCCAUGGUGAGAGAUCGCCUCAGCACACCCAUACAGAGGACUCGCCCAGACUGGUGUUGAAGAUAAACAGCAAUGUCAGAUCUCUCUCCCCUGUACCACAGGUAUGUGAUUGGUGCAAGCAUGUCCGUCACACUAAAGAAUACCUGGACUUCGGUUCUGGCGAGGAACGACUCCAGUUCUGCAGCACCAAGUGUCUGAAUCAGUACAAGAUGGAUGUUUUCUACCGAGAAGCCCGCGCAGCUCUCACCAGCUCCAGCCCAAGCAGACCUAGUCCAGAAGGGAGGCCGGACAACAUUAUGGCUGGACAAAAGCUACUCACUCCUGAGUCUUGGAACAGCAGCAGCAGUGCAGGAGAAGCUCGUCAUAGAAACCUUUCCCCUAAAGGGCCUACGCCAAUCCAUGGAUCAGCAGAAUCCACCUCUAUCUCCUCCUCAGAGGCCACCUCUUCUAAUUCCAAGGUCCCUGUCUCUGGGCUGAGGACACUGGAGAGACCCAUCCAGACUCAACAUCCCUCUGCUGUGGAGGUGUCACCUCACUCUGCCCCCCAUCAUCCUCCACCCCCUCCUCGUCCCACUCUGGAACAUCAGCCGGUACCUCAAAUCCACAUGCCCUUCAUCAGACCUCCUCUUCAUGCUCAGGGCCUGAAAAGCCCCCUUGCCAACCCACCUAGACACCCAGGCCCCCCUUCCAGCCCUAUCCACAGACCUCCUCACUCUCCUCACCUGCAGCCCCCAACCUCCUCUUCCAUGAAUCCCCCUGGGAUGAUGCAUCCCUUCCCAGGAGCCUACUUCCCCGGCUUGCACUCUCCUCCUCUGAAUAUGAUGCCAAGAGGUCCUGUUCCAAUGCCUCCCAUGAUGAACUUUGGUAUUCCUUCCUUUAGCCCACUUCUGCCCCACCCCACUGUCCUGGUGCCUUAUCCCAUCAUUGUUCCCCUACCUGUCCCCAUACCGAUUCCUAUCCCCAUUCCAGUCCCUUCUAAGGCAACCCUAGAAACUCCAAGUCACAGUGGUGUUAUCCAGCUUGUGCCAGAGGGGGCAGACAGGAGUAGAUCCAGGGCUACCAGGCCACCAUCUCCAGGGAUCCCUGAAGGGGACAGCAGAUUGGUAGCCAACAAAUUGGGUGGAAUUUUGACUCAAGCUCUCCCCUCACCAAGUGACCCCAACAUAAGGGACAUAGAUUGGGUUAAAGCAGAGAGGCCAUUCCCUUCCCCAACAUCCACACCCCACAGUGGAGCAUCCUCUCCAAGAGCACAGUACAAUGAAUCCCCCUGCUCAGCCUCAGAGUCGGAGGGGCUGGCAGAUUAUAAGCAGCAGCAGUCAGAGCGACAAGUCAUCCAAAGGGUUCUUCAAAGGACCCAGGUGAAGCUGGGGCCCACUGCAAAUGGAGUGGUGGACCUAUCAGGGCUGGGUGAGUCAGGAACAGGUCAGGGUACCAAAUCAGGGCUCCAUGACGUCAUAAGACCCACCCCUCCUCUACCACAGUCCCCUUCACAUGACACUGUCUGCCACCACCAGGACUCCCACACUCCACCUUCACACACCCCAUCCAGCCCCACAGGGAGCAGCCAUCCAUAUGAUGCCACGUCCUCUGCCCUGACAUCCCAGGACCACAGUCCAAAUGGCAUGACCUCCUCAUCCACACCCGCUAGUCCGGACUCCUCCUUACCCCAGAGAGUACCAGCACCACCCCCUGACCCUGCACUCAGUGAGCUGGAGGCUAUCAAAGAGAACAAGUGUUCUGUUGUUGGCCCAGUGCAGGUUGAGGGCCCAGUCAGUCACUCAGAAGAGCCCUUAGCAGUAGUCGGGGAGGUAGGAGAGGACCCCCAUGUUCCUGAUGAGGACCAUGCCUAUGCCCUGCCCACAGCGCCAAAGACAGCUGGGACCACCACCCCGCUGCUCUUGCCCAAACUCAGGGACAAGGGUAGCCUGCGGAGCCCUGCUAAUAUGCCCAGUGCUGGAGACAUGGAGCCAGCUCUGAAGAGGCGAUGCCUACGAAUCCGUGAUCAGAAUAAGUAGAGGAUGGAGACUCCCUGUUUAACACUGUAAUGGUAGUGCCAGAUUCAGUGCCACGCCCUCUUGUGGACAACGCCAGUGCUAACACCCUCCAGCCAGUCCCCCUGCCUGUCAGCCCACCAGAGUGUUGCUCUGCCUGUAGACCAGCAGGGUGCCAACCCAGGAAGCAGUCCAGAUGGCCAUAUUAUCACAAGUCAACGUGGGGGAAGAACACAACACAGUCACACAUUUUGUCCUGGACCAAAGAGUAUUGUUGGCUGGUGUGUUAUGUUGUGUUCAGUGAGCGCUUGAUAUGGAGCAUCUCAGAUCUUCUCCCUGUCUGACAUUGCCCUAAAGUGUGUCUGUUUGUGUG